CAUAAUGAGAUAAUAAAUUUCUGCACCUGGCUUUGGGGUAGAAUACAAAUCUCCAUUAUCCCUACCAUAAUAAGGAGUUGUAAAACUCAUCUCUCAACCUUCGUUUUAAAAUUAAGUUUAACCAAUGAUUUAAUAACAAUAUCAAUAGUAAUAAUAAAGUUAUCCAUAUCAACACAAUAGAUAAAUUUAUCCAAUUAAUCGGAAUGCAAAUGCAAAUAGAGGAACGUGGGAAUAAUAGGGAGUUUAAAGAAUUUAAUCUAGUUAUGGAAAUGCUAAUGUGUAGAGCCCAUUAUAAGUAGUUGAUAUGUAGUAAGUUGAGGAACCUUGGAGAUUGAAGGUUAAGGAAUUACUAAAUAGAAUAAUAGAAUUGGAAGCUUAACAAGAAAAUAAAAUAGAUAAUGAAGAUGAGGAGGGUGAAUUAUCUCAAGCAUAUAGUUAAAUUUAAUAAUUAGUUAACACAAUCAAAAUUUUAUAGGAUGAAAUUUAAUAAUUAUAAGAGAAGAUAGAGUAGAGAUAAAAUAUCAUAGACGGCUAUGAUAGGUAGAUAAUAGAAAAAGAUAAAGAAAUAGAGGAAGCAAACUAAUACAUUCAGGAUGUGCAUGGGUAGUUGGAAGAAUAAACAACAAACGUUGAAGAAAAACACAAAUAUUUGUUUGAUGAAGUAAACACAUGGAAAAAGAAGUUUAUAGAGUAAAAUAAGUAUCAAUUUAAUUAAAUGAUAGAGAAUUUCAUCAAAAAUAGGAGGAACUGAUGAUUCUAUAAACUGAAUUGGAUAACCUAAAAAAUGUUCAAAUAAUAAUAGGCAAAUCGAGUGAUUACAAACAAUAAAAAUGA
This is a messenger RNA of Paramecium octaurelia, 834 nucleotides long. The record is from the annotation of a GenBank genome assembly. NCBI's taxonomy places the organism in Eukaryota, Ciliophora, Oligohymenophorea, Peniculida, Parameciidae.